This is a messenger RNA of Epinephelus lanceolatus (giant grouper), 774 nucleotides long. The record is from RefSeq and is a predicted model, not a curated record. NCBI's taxonomy places the organism in Eukaryota, Metazoa, Chordata, Actinopteri, Perciformes, Serranidae.
AUGUGUGUGUCGAGGUGUCUGCGGUGUGUCGCCAUCUCCCUGGUUCCCAUGGCAAUGGUCUGCAUUGUGUCCAACAUCCUGCUGCUGCUUCCUGAUCUGAAGAUCCACUUCCUGUUGGAGGGUCAUGUGACCAGAGAGGCCACCUGGGCCACGGGGCUGUGGGGCUCCGGCGUCCUGGUUCUGAUUGGAGCUCGAUCCUUCGUCCAGACAAGCAAAACCAGAGGCUGCUGUGCCGUCAGGAGACAGAUGUUGUCCCAGGUCCUGUACUCCUGUGUCUGUCUCCUUGCUGCUGGUCUCUGUUGUCUCGUCAGUGCCACCGGUCUGUGCCAGGGUCCUCUGUGUUUGUACAACACUACAUCCGGUCCGUCCUGGGGUGUCCCCCUGCAGCCCGUCCCUGACCGUCAUGCAGGGUAUCUGUACAACAGGACUCUGUGGUCCAGCGUCUGUCUCGAGCCGUUGGGUGUCGUCCAGUGGAACGUCGUCCUCUUCAGCAUGAUGGGCGGAGUCAGUGGACUGCAGACUGUCCUCUGUGCCGCCAACGUUCUCAACUCUCUGCUGGGACUGAUCUUGGGACAGGGCGUCUGCCACAACAAGGUCAGUGAGACAUCUCUGCUGUCCUCCUGGAGGACGCUGUCAGAGGACAUCUCUGGGACAGGUGUGAGACAGUCUCUGUGUGUGUUUCAGGUCAGACGCCAUGACGAGACACCAGGUCGUCACUCUGCAUCAUCAGCAGGUCCUUCCCAGGUCCAGGUCUCAGACAGAGGUACAACAUGA